This is a messenger RNA of Thlaspi arvense, 2785 nucleotides long. The record is from the annotation of a GenBank genome assembly. NCBI's taxonomy places the organism in Eukaryota, Viridiplantae, Streptophyta, Magnoliopsida, Brassicales, Brassicaceae.
ACUGAAUCAGAAUCUUAUUUUUGGUUCUGCUGCAUCUUUCCGUUUGAUCGCUCUCAAUCGAUCUGAUGGGAAAUGGGUUCGUGGGUUUGCGUCUGCUACUGAAGCUGAAGUAGAGAGAAAGGGUAAUGGUGCUUUUUUUUUCGCGGACCAUGCUGUUUCUUGGAAGUCGCUUGGGUUAUCGGAUUAAGUUUCUGUGGCUCUUCAAGAUUCUGGGUUCGGAAGACCAUCUCUAUUACUCAGGAGGACUCUUGAAACAUAUGUGUUUCCAGAUGCUAUUUGGGUUAGUGUUGGAAACUUUCUUCACCGAAACAGUCCUAGAGUCGCUAUUGUCUCUGCUGUGUUGUGGACUAAAGCAGAAAGGGGUUGAAGUCACAGUAGACACACAGGUUGAUGCACUUAUAGAGGCUAACCAUACGCUAUAUGGAACUGUGACGAGUCUAUACACUGAGUCUAAACGCAAUUUAGUAGAAGCAAUCCGUGAAGCAGUGAAAACUGGUCGGCCUGUGGAAACUGCAUUCAGCAGGAAAAGGGGUUUCAGAAACAAGAUUGAGAAGAGAGCGACGGAGCUCUCUGUUCUCUGUGGCAACUCCGUCGUCUUCGUCUGCUACACUCCCGACGACGAUAAAGUUCAUGUAUUCCCUGAGAAUCGACGAGAGAUCCAAGAUAUAGUCUCAAAAUUCAAGAACCAGAGCGACGAGAAGAGGAAGAAAAACUCUCGCGAUGUCUAUGAUUACCCAAAUCUGGACGGAUUGUCUGCCGAUGAACUCAGGAAUCACCUCUCUGUCAUCAAUGCGCAAUUGUCUGGAGUCAGACAGAUGAAAAGAGAACUCGUGUCGGAGAAGAUCAAUUCCGAACAGAGAGGAUCCGGUCAAUUAGGGUUUGUUUCCGAUUUGGGAUGUUGUGCGGAUGGUGUUGGUGUUUCGGGUACGGAAGCUGAUUCUUCUCCGCUGGAAUUAGGGUUUCAGGCGUCGGAGCCAACGGCGGUGGCAUACAGUCCGUCGGGGUUUUGUGGCGGUGAUUGUAUUUGGGAUUCUUCUCGGCUGGAUUUGGAGUUUUUCGUGAGACAUUUCACUUUUGAUUUGUAUGCUCUUGUGUACAUAGGACUGACUAUGCUCGCCGCUAUAAGAAUGGAACUUAUGACUCCUCCUUCAGACGAAGGAUGCAUAGUUGUGCCUAGCUAGUGGAUGCUGACGGUGCUCUGCUUUCUGCUGUUGCAGCCUUUUUCUAAUUAAGCUAAAGCAAAACAUGGGAUUACAAGACAAGACUUGUCGUCAGAGAUGGAAGUUGAUGCUUUCAGAAAGAUCUUUCCUCUUCGUUUCUUUGAGCGUCAUCUCUCUGGAUCUCUACGACCUGAUGGGAAAGCCAGAGACACCAUUGGCUUGUUUCAUCUGCCGGUGGAUAAGAUUACGAGCCAUGACAAGGAACUCCUAACAUGGAUACGUCUCUGCGAGAUUGGAGAGGGUUCGGGUUUUUUUGUUUCAGAAGGCUCUGUACAUUGCGAAAACUUUUGAAGUCUAGCACUAGCAGUCCCUUCGUCUUGAUUGGCUUCUAAGGCUGGGAGAAUCUUUAUUUGUCCAAGAGAGCUAGGAGAGAGCCCAAGAGAGCUCCUGUUGAAUCUGGACGACUGAAGAGCGUGGAGAGAGUCCAAGAGAGCUCGGAGAAUCUUUAUUUGUCGUCACAGUUUGAAGGAGGUGACGACAAGUCCAAGAGAGCACGGAGAAGACAAGUCUACUUUUGGGGUCACUACGUCUAGUCCAUCAACAGAAGGUGGACUUGUCUUCUCCUUCUGAUGAGCUUAGAACAGUGACGCAAAAGCCAGACUUUCCGUCACCUCCUGCUAGACUACAAACUCUGAGGACAAAUGAAGAUUCUGGACUCUCUACACGUUCUUCAGUCUUCCGGAUUCAACACAAGAAUACAGAGUAACAGGAACUAAGCAAAGGUCUUGUGACGGUGAAAGUUCUUAGCAGAAUGCUUGAAGAAGGAAAGGCACAAGUUUUUAUGGUAUGCAUUGGGGAUGACAAAGAUCAGACGAGCAUAACCAACAACACUAUCGGCCAAUCAUCGUCAAUGUCUGCAGAGAUAUUCACUUCCUUGAUACAGUAAGCAACCUCAAGAAAUUGCUUGAAGGACUUGUCAACACUUGGAGCCCAAAGUCUAGGUAUUUUUUCUCACCUCAGAGUCUCCCUUUGAAAGCGUGGUAUGAGUAAGAAAUCAGAUAUCAAUUGUUUACUUAGUUAUCUAGAGUAAAAUUUCUGAAUCUGAAUCAGGAAAAGAAACAUCAAUCAGAUUGCUUACUGUCUCAAUGAUGUGUCUUGUGUAUAAUUGGUAUUGUGUUUGUAUAUAGCGUCUUGUGUAUGAUUGGUAACAAUUUAUUCUGAAAUCUCGUCGUCACACUCUCUGUUCAGGCAGACAAACACUGUUGAUUGUUGUUUUUGACAUAAGCUUCUCAGCUGUUCAGUUAUGGCAACUCCUUGCUUGGCAAACACGAUAGACUACUUCAUGAAACUCAGCUCUUUCAAAGUUUAGACCUGCAAGAAUGUCCCCAAAAUGUGUCUUUUGCCAGAAAAUACACCACUUAAAGAGCUUUAACCAAAUUACAGAGAAAACAUGCCAAAUAUAACCCAAACAAGGGAAAAAGGUCGAUCAAAGAUUAUCUACGCUUUGGGACUAAGAGGUUUCUUUAGUAGACUUAAUUGUCUAUGAAACUGGUUCGACCUGAUUGUACAAGGAUUCAUCAUGGUCAGUGGGAAAGAAAUAUGAAACAAAAGGAGAUGUGCAAUUG